This is a messenger RNA of Megachile rotundata (alfalfa leafcutting bee), 2824 nucleotides long. RefSeq names its product Excitatory amino acid transporter 2 (gene Eaat2). Gene Ontology annotation, molecular function: neutral L-amino acid transmembrane transporter activity; glutamate:sodium symporter activity; L-glutamate transmembrane transporter activity. Gene Ontology annotation, biological process: L-glutamate transmembrane transport. Gene Ontology annotation, cellular component: plasma membrane. Lineage: Eukaryota; Metazoa; Arthropoda; Insecta; Hymenoptera; Megachilidae. The record is from RefSeq and is a predicted model, not a curated record.
CGUAAGGUGACCGCCGACACCAGGAAGUUCAUCCGGGAGAAUCUUCUCCUCGUGGUCACCUUGUCUGGCGUGAUGUUCGGCGUAAUACUCGGGUUCGGUCUGCGACCCUUGAGCCUUGGCGAUGACGCGGUUAUGUUAAUCAGUUAUCCUGGAGAACUGUUCAUGAGGUUGUUGAAGUUAAUGAUUUUACCACUGGUGAUUGCCAGUCUUAUAUCUGGCUCGGCCAGUUUGAACGCAAGAAUGAACGGCAUGAUCGCCGUUCGAACUUUGGUGUACUUUAUACUCACGUCGUUUCUUAACGCUGUCCUUGGCGUUAUCCUGGUGCUACUCAUUCACCCAGGGAAUCCUGGAAUUCGAAAAUCGAUGACUACUUCGCACAGCGGAAGAGCCGUCAACAUCUUGGACAGUCUGCUCGAUUUGGGAAGGAACAUGUUCCCGGACAAUAUUUUCCAGGCAGCCUUUCAGCAGGCGCACACGGUAUACGUUCCAAAGACCCAGCCUUUUCGAAAUCUCACGGAUUCGAUAUCCACGGAUGUUAUGGGGGACGAGGAGCUGAUGAGAGUAACUCAAUAUAGAAGCGGCACGAAUACCUUGGGUAUAGUUUUCUUCUGCCUGGUGUUUGGCACGUUCUUGGGAACGCUCGGGGAGAAAGGCCAGAUCGUGAUCGACUUCUUCAAAGCUGUUUUCGAAGUCAUCAUGCGAAUGGUGUCGACUGUAAUGUGGAUGACACCGGUAGGCAUCACCUCGGUAAUAGCCGGCAAAAUAUUGGGCGUCGCCGAUUUGGCGCUGGUGAUGUCGCAGCUCGCCUGGUUCAUCGUCACGAUCGUGAUCGGUGUGUUUUUCUAUCAGCUGGUGAUCAUGCAGCUGAUCUAUCUGGCCUUCGUGAGAAAGAACCCCUUUAAAUUCUACGCCGGCCUCGCCCAGGGUACACUGACCGCCUUCGCCAUGGCAUCAACGGCUGCCGCGCUUCCGGUCACGUUCCGCCUGAUGACGGACAAACUCAGGGUCGAUCCUCGGGUGACCAGAUUCGUUUUGCCGAUCGGCUGCAACAUUAACAUGGACGGGACGGCGUUGUUCGUCGCCGUAGCCAGCAUAUUCAUCGCUCAGAUGCACGGUAUCGUUUUGGGCUUCGGUGAAAUUAUAACGGUUAUUUUAACCUCGACUGCCGCGUCCGUGUCAUCGGCGUCGGUUCCGAGCGCCGCCCUCGUUCUUCUACUCGUCGUUUUAAGCGCCAUCGAUGCUCCCGUUUAUAAUGUCUCUUUGCUGUUCACCAUCGACUGGUUCGUAGAUCGCAUACGCACCACGAACAACAUGUUGGGAGAUUGUUACGCGGCUGCCGUGGUCGAGCAGUUGUCGAAAAAGGAGCUGAUGGCUUUGGACGCAGCAGCCUACCAGUCGGAAACCGUUCUACCAACGACCAUCGCCAACGGAUGCAUUUCCGCGAAUAGGGUACCUGAUCCUGACACCAUCGUCGUCGAAAUGCAAGACGACGCGAGGAUAGCCGGCGUCGCCAAGUAAACAAGCUUGUUGCAUCAGCGUGUUGCAGAUACCGAGGAGCGUGACCGAAGAGACGGUUUGACUAGCGGUUCAUCCCGAUUUUUAGUUUAGUAGCGAACACCAUCGAUUACAAUGCGUUCAACGGGGAUCAAAGAAACAUCGUGUCGCGUGAUCUCGUCGCGCGUCUUUCUAUCGUCUCGCGAUAAACAGUUGUCGCUGUACCGUUCACGGCAAACUUUGCGCGUUUGCCAAACAAUUAUGAGAUCAUCAAACGUAUCAAACGUGAAGUCAAUAUCAAAGGGGGUGCAUAUAUCGUGUUUCAGCGCCGUUGACCCUUUCUCUGCGCGAGACGAACGUUAGUUCGCGAACAAUUGCCACGAGGAAAGACAGAAAUUGUGCGUACACUUUUAGCUUGACGAGUAUAGCAGCGAAAGGGUUAUAACGUAGCAAUAACGAGACCGUUUUCGAGCUUUUGUAGCGGCUUGUUCGAGCAACCAACGAUCGCACUCCGUAAUACCAAUGAUCGCGUGAAACAGCGUCGAACGUGGUGCCUUAUUUUAUUGCGGCUGUUGUCUAAACGGCCGCUUCGAAAGUAGAGAGAAAAGCUCCUUUAAUUUGUCGAGUGUAAAACAACGUUUGCUCAUUGCCUCGCUCGAGUAAAAAAAAAAAAUGUUUGACGACCGAUCGUUUGUACUGCCACGAUUAUCUUUUGUACAAUUAACAACUUGACCGUGUCUCGAUUUCGCGAGACGUUCGAGGAUCGAUUUCAUCUGUUUUCAUAAAAAUUGUCACUGAAGGCAAUGGGCGAACCGUUGCACGGCACCACGAUCACUUUUGCGGCGAACGUCCCAUAUCUAACAUCGAAAUUCGAGUGUUAGCGACGACGCGGAUGAUUACAACAAAAAAAAAAAGAAGAACACGAGUUAAGCAAAAGAUUGUAUGCCACACUUUGCGUUAUAAUAAGGACACGUAGAUUUUAGGAACGUUGUGAUAUCAAUUGAAACCUGUAAAGUUGUCGUUCAACACUACCAGAUCGUAGACCGAGAAUUUGGAAACAAUACCUAUAGAAGUAUGUAUAUGUAGCUUCCUUUAGUCUUUUUUCGUACGGAAUUCAACUUUUUGGACCAUCGAUGAACCAGAAUCGGUGCACAGAAUCUCUUUGAAACAAAGAAAACGUUCGUCCCGAUACGCUUCGAGGAGAACGGUAUAUUCGUACCUCUGUGCAUUCGUUGACCAGCCUUGUCCUCGCGAGGGGUUCGUUCAUAACCCGAAUACACGGUUCUCGAUUUCGUAACACGGAUCCAAUGAACACGAACGAGAAAAAAAA